Messenger RNA from Uranotaenia lowii, 2235 nucleotides. RefSeq lists its product as uncharacterized. The transcript has a single exon. The record is from RefSeq and is a predicted model, not a curated record. Gene Ontology annotation, molecular function: nucleic acid binding; zinc ion binding. Lineage: Eukaryota; Metazoa; Arthropoda; Insecta; Diptera; Culicidae. Bases 1 to 2235 code for a protein of 744 amino acids.
AUGCAGUGGGUAGAAUACAAACGCAAACGGAUAGUGGUUGAUUUGGAAGUGUUUGGCGACUUUAUGGAGGAACUUGUCGAUAAGGCCUUGGAAGCAACCUAUGAGCGUUGUGGAGACGAAGACACAGCAAGAGGAAAACGUCGCGAGAAAAAUUUAGUGAAGGGUUUCGUUAAUGUAACAGAUACUGAUGAGCAUCAAUGUUGUACCUGUAGCCAACAAGAGCCCGUAAUUGUACCUCAGUCUGGAACUGCGGGGAGUCGAAGCUUUGCUCCGUCUAGGAGUUGUUCAGUUUGUGGAUCUACCGGGCAUUUGGGCCGCAAUUGCGACGAGUUCAGAGCCAUGAACUUGCAGGAUCGGUGGAACACGGUGCAGCGUUUGGGAUUGUGUUCGCUGUGUCUGUACAAUCAUAAUGGAAAAUAUUGCCUGGCUAAACGGAGAUGCGGUAUAAAUCAGUGUGAACAGAGACAUCACCCACUUCUCCAUUGGGACACGAGAACCACCGCACCUCAGCUGAUUGCAAGUUGUAACGGUCAUCGACAGUCAGUCAUAUUUCGGAUGAUUCCUGUUAAACUUUACAGCAACGACAAACAAUUAGAAGCACUAGCCCUUAUCGAUGAAGGAUCAUCAGUAUCACUAAUCCUGGAUGAACUAGCAAAAGAGCUAGGUGCUAUAGGAGACAUCGAGCCGCUAAGAAUGAGUUGGACAAACGGUAUGAGCACAGUGGAAAACCUGUCCGCUAAAAUCAACCUACAGAUCUCAGCUUUCGAUGAUGUAAGACGGUUUAAUCUGAUGGAUGUUAGAACGGUGCGAAAAUUAGAUUUACCAACGCAAAGUUUGGACAGCAGUUCGAUACGGGAAAGGUUUGCACACCUGCGAGACAUCGCCAUUCCAAGUUAUGAGUCAACGAAGGCGAAGUUGUUAAUCGGAAUCAACAAUAUACACCUUAUCGCACCCCUUCAAUCCCGAGUAGGAGAAUUGGGCGAACCGGUAGCAAUACAGUGUCAACUUGGGUGGAGUUUGUAUGGACCAAGACCAGAUAUAGUCGCGAAUGUUCAUUUCUUGGGACAUCAUCGUUCUUGCUCUGAGUGUAAUAGAAUUGACCGAGAGAUGAAUGAAAAUUUGAAAGAGUAUUUUAGUAUUGAAGCAGUCGGAAUAUCACCAGUGCCACUGGAAACGAACAAAGAGCGUCGAGCACGUGAAAUUUUGGACCGUACAACGAAGCGGGUAGGUGAUCGAUACGAAUCUGGACUUCUGUGGAAGACAGAUGAUAUUUCGUUCCCGGAGAGCUAUCAGAUGUCACUGAAACGCGCCAACAGCUUAGAGCGUCGAAUGAAUAAGCAUCCUGGAGUUCGUGAAGUUAUAGUGAAACAGUUACAGGAGUACUUAGAAAAGGGAUACGCUCAUAAAAUCACGGAUGAAGAACUCCGGAACACGCCACCUGAGAAAACAUGGUACUUGCCAUUGAAUUUUGUCAUCAAUCCGAAGAAAGAAGGAAAAAUUCGGCUUGUGUGGGACGCAGCAGCGAAGGUCAAGGGUGUCUGCUUGAACGAUUUCCUCCUAAAAGGACCCGAUAUGGUAUCGUGUUUGCCGUUGGUAAUAAGUGGUUUCAGAGAAAGACAGGUUGCAUUCGGAGGUGAUAUUCGUGAAAUGUUUCACCAGGUGCGAGUAAGACCAGAAGACCGACAAGCUCAAAGAUUCUUGUUUCGGAUAGAUGCCAAUAAGGAUCCCCAAAUAUUUGUGAUGGAUGUUGUAAUAUUUGGCGCGAGCUGUUCCCCUUGCACAUCGCAGUUUGUAAAAAAUAUUAAUGCACGAGAGCAUGCUGUGCGGUAUCCGAAAGCAGCGAAAGCUAUCAUUGAGAAACAUUUUGUCGAUGACUAUUUUGAUAGUGUUGAUACAGAAUCGGAAGCAAUACAACUGGCAAAGGAAGUCGAAAAGGUGCACGCGGCAGGCGGGUUUGAAAUCAGAAACUGGAUGAGCAAUUCUCCAGCAGUCUUGAAGGCGCUUUGCUCUGUGUCUGAAGAACCAAACAGAUCUGUUGAGGUGAAUAAGACUGGUGAAGUAGAACGUGUGCUGGGCGUAAGUUGGAACGCCGUGAAAGAUGUUUUUGUUUUCUCGACGGAUAUGCGAGCAGAUCUCCAUCCAUAUAUAAUGGAAGGCGCUUGGCCGACGAAACGGAUUGCUUUGAGGUGCAUUAUGAGCAUGUUCGAUCCCCAGCAAUUUCUGGCGCCAUUAUAA